This is a messenger RNA of Impatiens glandulifera, 3560 nucleotides long. Its product is annotated as TNF receptor-associated factor homolog 1a-like. Gene Ontology annotation, molecular function: protein binding. NCBI's taxonomy places the organism in Eukaryota, Viridiplantae, Streptophyta, Magnoliopsida, Ericales, Balsaminaceae. The record is from RefSeq and is a predicted model, not a curated record. The transcript has 13 exons. The coding region runs from base 138 to 3233 and encodes 1031 amino acids.
UCUUCAUCAAAUCUGUUCUCUUCUCUCUCUUCUUCUUCUUCUCUAUAAUCGUAACAGCUUUGGUUUCGCGAAUUUAGAUAAGCUUCUCAGGUGGGUGUAACUUCAGGCGAAGCUGUGUUUUCGGAACGGUUGGGAUUAUGGGUGAGGGAUAUGGAAAGGGAAGGUAUUGUGAUGAUGCUUCAUCUUCCCACCAGCACUGUCAACAUACUGAUGGAAUGGGAGAAUGGAGAUUCUCUAAUCUAGAGGAAGAUAGUUCUGACCCACCAAUUUCUUCACCAUACUGGGAUAUUGAUGUUAAUUAUGAUGGCCCGAAGCCUUCAAGUUUGUAUAAGAAAUUCACUUGGCAAAUAGAUAGAUUUUCGCAGGUUAUGAACAAGAAAGAAAUCCGUAGUAAAGUUUUCGAGAUGGGGGGCUAUGAAUGGUACAUCCUGAUUUACCCUCAGGGUUGCGAAGUUAACAACCAUUUGUCAUUGUUUCUAUGUGUAGCUAAUCAUGAACAACUUUCUCCAGGCUGGAGUCAUUUUGCGCAGUUCGCAGUUGCGGUAGUCAACAAAGACACAAACCGGGCAAAGUUUUCAGAUACCAUGCACCGCUUUUGGAAGAAGGAACACGACUGGGGCUGGAAGAAGUUUAUAGACUUGUCUAAAGUUCUAGAUGGGUACGUCAGUAAAGAUACUCUCAUCAUAAAGACGCAAGUACAAGUAAUAAGGGAGAGAACAGAUCGACCCUUCCCCUGUCUGGAUCCUUGGUUUAGGAGAGCACUGCUUCCGGCCUAUCUGUCAAAUGUUGAGCAAACUUUUCUCCGCUAUGUGGAUGAAAGACAAAGUAUACUUGUAAAGUUGAGAGAAAAUAAAGUGAAAUGGUCAAGCUUCUAUGAUUUUUGGAUGGAUAUGAAUAAGUACUCUAAAUACCUCAUGAUGAGGGUGAGAUCUGACAUCAUUCUGAAGUUGAUAGUAAAACAUUUCUAUGUAGAGAAGGAAAUUUCAUCGACAUUGGUGAUGGAUUCUUUGCACAGUGGUUUGAGGUAUCUCGAGGACCAUGAGAAGAACAAAGAAAGGGGAAAAGUUUUUAUUGAUGGAGAAAGGGCACUUGUGCCUCUAGUUCGUGCAGAGAAGGGUGUGUUUGUUUUAGUUGAUGAUCUAGUGUUACUUGUUGAAAGGGCUGCUAAGGAGCCUUUGCCUCCAAAAGUGGACAGAGGUCAUCUCAAUCGUGCACAGGAUGGAGUUCUUGCAAAGGAGUUGAACCAGAGUGAUUUGUAUUAUGAGGAGACACGACUUACAGAAAUUGGUCGUAGAAUUAUUGAACUAUUUUCCUUGAUACAUGUAAUCAGUAAAAUUGAAGUGGCAUAUCAGGAGGCCAUUUCCUUGAAAAGACAAGAAGAACUCAUCCGUGAAGAAGAGGAGGAGUUGGUAGCUGAGGCAAAACGUGGUGCAACUGAAAGAGAUAAGAAGUCAAAAAAGAAACAGGGUAAACAAAAGCGAAAUAAUAGGAAGGGAAAGGAUAAGGGAAGGGUUGAAAAGCAGCCUAGUCUUGCAGAUGAGGAGUUUGAAGAAAGAAGUAUUCCUGACGAAACAAAAGACAAUACUGAGGAGUCAGAACCUGGAGUUGAAGAGAUUUCGGAUGCAUCUGAUUCAGUAGAUUGUGCUCCUGAAGUUCACCCACCUGAUUAUGUAUACAAAGAUGAUGGUCCCAUCAACACAGAAACUGCCAUAUCGGAAGUCAACCCUUUUGAAGAGGCUACAAAUGAUGGAACAGGCAGUAACCAGUCAUAUCCAGUCAGGGAAGCUGAAAGCCCAUCAGUUGUUGAUGAUAGUUCGUUUACUUAUUCAACUGAUCCAGUUGAGUCAACAUUGAAUGAGCAUUCUGAAGGGGAAUUUCUUGUCAAACAGAAGAGACAAAGGUCUUUUAACAGAAGAUGGAGCAAACAAGGUGAAGUGGUUAGCAAUGAAGCUGGUUGGACUAAUAAUAAUGUAUUUAGUCGAUCAGCUGAGCCUGUAAAUUACCCAAUGCAGCCAAAUUACCCAUCUGGAAGGUCUAGAGGUCAACAAGAAGCUGUUUCCCAUCAUUUGCCAGGAAAAACAAUUCGGCCCUACUGGCGACCAGUGAAGGUAGAAGAGGCUGCGCCUGAGCAAAAUAGAAGACCAAGCCUUGACAACAACCAGAUUGAAGUCAAAAGAUUUUCUGAACAACCGACAGCAGCAGCCGUAGUUCCAUCUUUACAAAGCAGUUCUUCAGGAGAAAUUCAAUCUGCCCAUCUGCCGAAGCCACUCAUUAAAGGAAUUGACUCCUCUACAAUUAGGAAUCCAUCUUAUUCAGAAGUUCCCCGUUUAGAUGCUAUAUCAGUUCCGGCCAAAUCCAAAGUUGAUUCACUUCCAAUAGAAAAAACUCCUUUACAAAAUGUCCCUAUUGUGUCUAGACCACUAACCGUUUCUACUGAACCUGCUCCAAGUCCAUCUGCUCCCAUUGCCUUGCCGGUCAAAACAACAACCCCUCUGCUUUCACGUUCUGUUAGUGCUGUUGGUAGGGUGGUUUCAGUUUCAUCGGUUCCUACAUCGACAACCCAAAGUUAUCUUCCCCGUUCUUAUAGGAAUGCCAUACUUAACGGUCCUGUUUCGGAAAGUUCAGUUGUAGGACAUCAAUUGAGUGAGCCAACUUUGUGGAGUAGCAUUAAUCAUCAAUUGAGUGAGCCAACGUUGUGGAGUAGCAAUAAUAUAUUUGAUGAUGUGGCUGUUGGAAGUCAAAGUGUUCCGGUUCCUGCUGAAGAAUUUCCACAUCUGGAUAUCAUUAAUGCCCUGUUUGAAGAUGAACACAGGAUCGGAAUGGGAAUGCCAUCGGUGAACAAUAACUUUCAAAGCUUAAGCAACCUACAUCACUACCUGAACCGACAACUAAAUCUGUCUGGACCUAAUGGCCGCUCAAAUGAGUCGGUUCCAUCUUGCAGGUUUGACCAAGAGCGAGGUUACCAUAGCGGCUAUGAUGCGGGUAGAUAUGAUUCUUAUGGUCUGUUCUAUAACAACCAAAACUACUUGCAUGGCUAUGGGGAUGGACAGAUUGCUGGUUUAGGUUCAAACCAGAGGCAGAUGAUAGGUGGAGGCUCAGAUAUGAUCCCUCACAUGGGAAUGGGGAGAAUGGAGUUGGAAGGUUCACAUUAUCGUCCUUCGGAUUAUUCUAACUUUGCAUGCAGGGUUGAUGGAUAUGGAAGUACGAUUUUCCGACCUUCAGACAGGCGCUGAAAUGGAAGCUAGUGGCUGAGGAGAAGUGUUGUGUUUAGAUCUGUACUCAACAACAGAAGUCUUUCCCAUCUUGCCUUUCUACAGUUAAGCAAAGAGUGGUGGUUUUAUCUAUACUUUUUUCUUUUCUUUUCCUGAGUUUAAUUUAUUUUUAUAGGAUUUUAUUUCAUUUUAAUGCAAAAUGGCUGGAUUUUGCACUCAACCUCCUUUCUUGUUAUAUUUGAGAGAAUUGACAAUCUCAAAAACUAGAUGAUCAUGGUUUUAUCCCUUUAUACAAAAACACACACCAUUGUGGGAUAUUUGACAUUUACUCCAUCUCUAUUUGCAUUA